Molecule: messenger RNA, 7054 nt
Organism: Epinephelus fuscoguttatus (brown-marbled grouper)
Lineage: Eukaryota; Metazoa; Chordata; Actinopteri; Perciformes; Serranidae
Product: inactive dipeptidyl peptidase 10-like
Exons: 27
Coding region: 374-2761 (795 amino acids)
Biological process (GO): proteolysis
Molecular function (GO): dipeptidyl-peptidase activity; serine-type peptidase activity
Source: RefSeq, a predicted model, not a curated record
UUGGUAUGUGGGAGGCACUGGCAAACAUCCUGGUUUAUGAACUGUCUGUCAGCUGCAUAUGAAGCAGUGCACACUCGCUUUAGUGGGGAAGAAGAAGAGGAAGAAGAGAGGGACGAGGAGAGAGCAUUUACAGCCAGAGAGAGAGAGACAAAGGAGGGAAAACAGAUUGUGUGUUUGAAUGCAUCGCCUCUGGUGGAGCCUCAGUAAGGACGAGGAAGAGCAGCUCUGCAGUCUUCAGUGUGACAGCAUCACUUUCUGCUUCGGCCAGUUUGGAGCAGAGGAGCAGGAGGAAGUCGGAGGAAAACUUUAAGCAGCUUUGGGGAUUUUAUUUGAUCAGAUAAAAGGAGCAUUUCGCUGAAACUGAGGAGCAAAGAUGAACCAAACUGCGUCCGUCUCUCAUCAGAUUGAGUGUCAGCCAAUCAAGGACACCAAGGAGUUCGUGGACGUCAGCCCGCCGCAGAGGAACUGGAAGGGCAUUGCCAUCUCCCUGCUGGUGAUCGUGGUGGUCUGCUCGCUCAUCACCAUGUCGGUGGUCGUCCUCACACCUGCGGAGCUCCCCAGCAGCAGCAAGUCCGGGCUUACUGUGGCUGAUCUGUACAAAGCGGAGUUCAGCGUCCAUGACCCCGAGGCUACAUGGAUCAGCGAUUCAGAGGUGGUGUACAGGAACCGCGACGGUCACGUGAUCAAGUUCAACUUUGACUCCAAUGAGACGGAAGUCAUUCUGACCAACAGCACGUUUGUGGCCUUCAAGGUGGUGAAGUACUCGCUCUCUGCAGAUCUGAAGUACGCGCUCUUCGCCUACGACGUCAAACAGAUGUACAGGUAUUCAUACACAGCGUCCUACAUUGUUUACAACAUCUACACCAGAGAGGUAAGGGAGCUCAACCCUCCGGAGGUUCACAACGCAGUGCUCCAACACGCAGCUUGGGGAAGACAAGGACAACAGCUGAUCUACAUCUUUGAGAACAACAUCUACUACCAGUCAGACGUGAAGAGUAACUCUCUGAGAAUCACCUCCUCUGGGAUGGAGGGAGUCAUCUUUAAUGGACUGGCCGACUGGCUGUAUGAAGAGGAGAUUCUGCGCUCACACUUGGCUCACUGGUGGUCGCCUGACGGAGAGCGACUGGCUUUCCUCACCAUCAACGACAGCUUGGUUCCCAACAUGAUUCUGCCCCAGUUCACCGGCAGCACCUACCCCAAAGGACUGCAGUACCCUUAUCCUAUGGCCGGUCAGGCGAACCCUGCCGUGAAGCUGUCGGUGGUCAACCUGUUCGGAGCCACACACACUCAAGAACUGCAGCCUCCUGAGCAGCUCAGGCUCAGGGAUUUCUACGUCACCAUGGUGAAGUGGAUCAGUGAUACUCACCUCGCAGUGCGGUGGGUCAACCGACCCCAGAAUGCUUCGCUGCUGACGGUGUGUGACGCGACCCUUGGAGUCUGUCUGCAGAGACACGAGGACUCUUCAGAGACGUGGCUCUCCCUGCAGAGACAGGAGCCGCUGUUCUCCAAGGACAGGAGCAGGUUUUUCCUCACGCUGCCCGUGAAACAAGGAGGCCAGGGAGAUUUCCACCACAUCACAAUGUUCACCAAAAAGUUACGAAGUGAUCAGGACGAAGUUCGACACUUGACGUCAGGAGACUGGGAGGUGACAAAAAUCGUAGCGUACGAUGAAAACAACCAGAUCAUAUACUUUCUGAGCACAGAGGACUCUGCACAACAGAGACAUUUAUACAGUGUGUCCACCCUCGGCCUGUUUCCACGACGAUGCCUCACCUGCGGACUGAAGGAGGACUGUUCGUUCUUUGACGCCGACGUCAGCACCGAUGCACAGCACGCCAUCCUGCACUGCAGAGGUCCUGGAGUUCCAGCUGUGUUGCUUCUGAGUUUCGAUGACGUGGACUCGUACUUCAUCUUAGAGAACAACCUCCCUCUGCGGUCGGCGCUGGAGACUAAAAAGAGGAUUCAGAGUGAAAUCCGGAUGAUCGCUAAUGACAACUUUGAGCUGCCUCUGAAGCUCAUCUAUCCUCCUGACUUCUCCGAGUCCUACCUCUACGGCCUUCUCCUUAUUGUCGGCAGUGCUCCAGGCGGCCAGGCGGUGACAGAGGAGUUCAGGCUGGACUGGGACUCGGUGCUGGUGGAGUCAGAGCAGGUCAUUGUAGCUCGACUCGACGGCAGAGGAUCCGGGUUCAGAGGUCAAAGGGUUUUACAGCAGGUCCAUCACAGGCUCGGCACAGUGGACGCAGAGGACCAGUUAGCGGCUCUGGAGUACCUGACGAAGCUGCCGUUCAUAGAUCGCACUCGUGUGGGAGUCUUUGGAGAGGACUACGGCGGCUUCCUCACACUGACCAUGCUGAAGUCAACUGAGAAGCUGAUCAGAUGUGCUGCGGCUCAGGCUCCUGUCACUGACUGGUCCAUGUACGCUUCUGCAUUUUCGGAGAGAUACCUCGGCUCACCUUCAACUGAGGAGAACAGAUACCAAGCAUCCAAAGUCCUGACCAACAUGAAAGGUCUGCAGGGAGGAACUCUGUUUCUGGCUCACGGCACUGCUGACGCCAACGUUCACUUCCAGCACUCGGCAGAGCUCAUUAAACACUUGAUAAAGAUCGGAGCCAACUAUACUAUGCAGAUCUACCCAGACGAGGGACACUUUCUGUCAAGACGCAGCCGGAUUCAGCUGACUCACUCCCUAAUUGCCUAUUUCCGAGGAUGUCUACUUGACGCAUCAUCAUUACUCGACCAACAACAGCGGGAUGAUGAGUGAGAGGCAGCGUGGUUGUUAUUACUGGACCGUGUGUGUUUAAGAGUGUAUGUGCCCCUGGUAGACUGAGCGUGUGUGUGUGUGUGUGCGUGUGUUUUAUACCUGUAGCACAACAUUUGAUGGACAAAACAAGCUUCUUCUCAACAUAUCAGUUAUAGUUUCUAUCACUCAUCAGCUCAGUAGACUAAAGCUCCUACAGUCGGCUCUGCUGUCAGGUGUCAUGAUGACAAUAGAGGUCUAUCAGAGAGAUGUUGAGUAUGUGAAAUGUUGCCUCUGUCUCGCUGACAGAACAUUGAAAGUGUUAAGGUUUUUGGUUUGAUGGCGAGAUUUUAAAAUUCUGCAGAAUGUGGGGGAGGUUUGGAAGAGGAGGUCAUAAAAUCUGAAAAGUGAUUAACUUGCACAGGAAAGUACAUCUGUGACCAAAACAACACUCCCAGCUUCUCAAAUACAGCAGCUUGGUCAGAAGCCCUACGUUUCAAACUAUGACACCCUAGGUACCCCUCUAGCAUCAGUUUUGGAUCCACAGGGACAGCGGGUCAGUUUCUACUCGUUAGGCCUAGUUCAAACCAAAGAUUUUAGAACAUGGCAGAGAAAAGUUGAAGCAGUGUGAGCGGUCUCAAACCGGCUGAUGGUGUCAUCUGCAACUCAGCUGGUCAAAUCGCCGACAGCUGGUUUGGCAUGUCACCUGUUUCGACAGCCAAUAAGCCUGUAAUGGAGAUGCUCGUUUUGUUUGACGUUUCAUCACUUCUACAAAUGCAGCUGUAGCCAGUAUCUCACUAUCACUAUCCUCAUUCACAUCUUAAAAGAAGCUACAAAUUAUACUCAGCCACAAAAUAAACCUGAAAAGCUGCAAAUCAGAACAGAAGUACAGAGAGUUGUUGCAUAGCGAUGAUACACCAUCUCAUCUAGUUGCACUGGUGUGAACCGGCAGGUUUUUAGAACGUUGAAGAACAGUGCAUUGCAAGUAGUUGCCUGUUUCAACUUAUCCUGUUGCGAAUGUUUGUUCUGAACUGGGCAUUACAUGCAUAGUGUCUUUUCAAAAUAAAAAUCCAUGGUCACAGGUAAAGUAGGUUCCAUCACCAAAACUACUUCAGGUUUAGGCAACAAAACUACUUGGUUAGGAUAACAAUAAAGAAGCGGUGGGUACGGUAUUAAAAAAUCCAUUCUCAAGUAAAAAUGCAGUUACUCUCUUAACCCUUUGAAACCGGAGAAAAUUGUCUUGAUUUGUUUUAAAAACAUGGGAAUAAAGCAGCGAGCAAUAAAGGACGAAAUGACUUGCAAGAAAUUGGUGAAAAGAGAAAAUCAAAAACAACAAAUUCUAAAAAAAACAAAACAAGAAAAUUAGUAGGAAAAAAGUUAAAAACUAACAAACAAGUACAUGUAAAAUAAUUAUGUAACAUCAAUUAAAAUGUAAUAAUAAUAAUAAUUAUAAUAUAGUUUUUCCCCAAUGUUUCAAAUUUUUUCUUUAUUCAAGAAAUCUGUAUACAAAAAGGAGAAAAGAAAAUGAGAACAAACGUCAUAAAAUUAAAAGCAGAUACACUGGAUCGCAGCACAUAAAAUAAUUAGCAAGAUCAAAUAAACAGAAAAUAAUAAUGAAAUCCUUGAAAAUAAUCAACAACUUAAACUAAAUCUGAAAUCAUAUAAAUAAACCCUCCCACACACCCCCUACCUCAGGGACCUGGACAUUUAUAUAAUUUUCUAAAUCAAUUUUAAUUUAAUUUAAUUUAAUUUAAUUUUAAAAAAUGGGUGUUAGCCUGUCAGCAAAUAUUUUGUAGGGCACGGGGAAACGGAGAUCUGUGUGGGUACAUGAGACCCGAAAAACAAGCGUGGGUCAUGGGGAGUACCACCAGUUGGUCCAGGAGCUUCUCCUCCAUGAUGGUCGUUUGUAGGCAUAUUUUAGGAUGACUUGGGGGCAGUUUGACAACCUGCUGUCUAUCUUCAAGCCUAGCAUAACAAAAAUUAAUAUUAACUCUGGGAAUUCCAUAACAAAAUUAUUUGCAUAUUCUAUAUAAACUAUAAAAACUGGCAAGAGAGAAAAACAAACAGGAGUUACACACGAAUUACUGGCAUAUAAUUACAUGAGAUAGAUACAAAUUUUGGUGUUACUUUUCAUCGAUAUACGUACCAACAGUGCAUGAGAACAUACAAAUGCUAAAGGGUGCCUUGUGCGUCGACUGCCACUGACCAAGCUACUGUAUUUGUUGCCAUGGAAACAAGAACAGGCUGACAAAAAAACAAAAAACAAAACAGUCCUGGUUCACUCAAAAUAAGAAAACCAGUGUGUCAUGUUAAGUCUUGUAUACAAGACAGAUACAGAUAUGGUGACAGAUGUGUGAAGUCAUUAAACCUUUAAUUAGGCAGCAAUAGAGUAAACACGUACAGUAUUUAUUACACUGUCUCCUUGUCAGUAUUAGCUGAGAUUUAUUUGUUCUUUUAUUUUUUUAACAUUUCACACCAACUUUUUUUCUCAAGGUUAAGCUUAAAGGGGCAAUUGAUUUUUGUUGUCCCAUAGUGCAAAAUGGUCACUAUCGAUCUGCAGUAGCUUAAUGACAUUGUUGAUGAAUAUGUUUGUACUUUAUUCUUAAAACAAAUCUGCAGCUGAUUAUUUUUCUUUUUUUUUAAAUGAGGAUUUAUUGUAUAGCUUUGACACCUGGAGUUCGCAUUCUGCUGUAAUGUACUCAUAUCUCGUGCAAAUGCCAUUUCAUGUUAUAAUAGUUGCCUGGUAUUAUUCACAGUUUAAUUUUCUAUGGUUUUAUAUUUUCUACUGGACGCCAAAAUGUUUCUGUCCUUCGCUGAAAAAAAAAAAGUAUUAAUAUUAUUUUGGUUUUGUAGACUUGAUUUGAACUCAUGUCCUAAUUUAUGAAUAAAAAAUGUGUCUUGAUGAAUUAGUGCCAUUGCUCCUCACUUGUUCAUUUCCACCAGGGAUGUCAGUCUCAGUUAUUUUUGCUUUUGAAAGGCCAUUAACCAAUUACUAACCGGUUAAUUUUCAAGGAAAAAAAAAGACGUGAAAUGCGAGAGGUUUUUUCUUUUAGUCCGGAGCUCCUCUGGUCUUUUGGCUGUUCUGCACUGAGCACGACCGUGGUCGGGAGGUAGCAAUGGCCGAAUGAGCGUCGCCACAGCCAUUCCAACUGUUUGGCCACUCCGACAAUUGGCUGCAAAGCUCGGCAUGCUUCCAGACCUGGUCUCACUCCGAAGUCAUCGAAAUGCAGCACUUGGGCAGUGACUUGCAGCAUCCCCUAUGUCGGAGAAACACUGCAGGACAUGAACGCAAUUAAAGGCAAACAAAAGUCCGAGUAGGGCCGGUGGAUGGGUCCAACAAACCCUAACUUUCACCCAGGAGAGCGCCGUUUGUGUCCUACAAGAUUAUAAAGCCAAACCCUGUUCUUUUUUCCCAAACCUAACCACGUGCUUUUGUUGCCUAAACCCAACCACAUGUGUUAGUUAUUGAAGGCAAAAAAUAUUCCAUUCUCAGUGUUGUACCGACGCUUUUAUUUUGAAAGAGACUGAAUGCAAACUGUACAUCACCUGUGAAAACAGAGGUGUAUUUUGAAAGAAGACAAUGCAUGUAACGGGCUGAAGUUGACACGGCGUCCCAGGAAGUCAACAUUCAACACACCCACGGUACCUUUUACGUCAUAUCUGGAACUGGAAAAUCCAUGACCGAACGUCGAUAUGUGACGAGGUUGGAACAAGAAUGUGUGAAGCUAAAUUAACCUAUAGACCGACAUGAGCAACCAGUCAGAAAUAUUCUCAGUUUUUUAAUAGUCCCUACUUUCCACCAACUCAAAGUUUUGUUUGGAAACACUCCCAGGUUAUGGUGUUACCCAGGAAGCAGUGCAAUAACAGGCAUCACAAAAAAUGUCCCUCAUAUUUGCAGACAAUUAACUAUCGGCCAUUAAUCUCAGUGAUAAGAGGCCUGAUGCUUUCAGAGGAGCUGACACGUGCUCAGUGUCUCGACUUUAAUUUUUAAACCAUUAAUAACACAUGAAAAGAAAAACUGUCCAUCUCAGAUUGUGAUAAUCCCCGAACGCACAGCUAUCGGUUGCCAUGCCAACGUGCUGGGUAGCCUCGGAUACUCUCUGAUGCAACGUCUUCAAAGGCGUGUGUCUGCUGAGCCGCAAAGAAACCCACCCGCUGAAGCGCCCCACUGCCUUUGCUCUGUAACAUUUGACGCCACCAUUGAGGCCAAUUUAUAGAAGCAGUCUGUGAAGUCAUGGUUAUUGUUUUGUCUUGGGGUUUGUUCUGUGAGUUUGACUAGAUUUUUUUUUUGUUUUUCUGGGGGGAAACAUUGCGGGU